AUUUGAGUGUCUUGGCUCAUGUGAUACAGGAUAGGAAUAGUGAGCUGUCCAAUGUAAAAACCCUAAUAAUGUAAAGCCUAUAUAAAGGCUAAGUGAUGUUACCAAAUCUUUAAGGGAGUAAGAGAGUAAAAUGUUUCUUAGCUAAAGAGCCGCUGAGCUCCUUCAAACGGAAACAAAAUCAAAAGCUUGAUUAUCUCUCUACUAGUAAAGUAAAACCCAUCGGCGGUACACAACAUCGCCUGAAUCUUGCUUCGUCUCUCUCUCUUUCGGCUUCGUCUCUGCUUGGUGAGAGGUUCCAUUUUUCAGACUCUGUCAAAUGGCUUUCAGCUCUGUAGCGGCUUUCAUUUCCAGAUCUAAACCCUAUCAGUCGAGGGCUAGGGUUUAUCUCUCACUUCCCUUUUCCAGAUUCCAACCAAUUUCAUACAGAGAGAUGAGUACUAGCUACAAGCGGUUCGAUGGCGGAGACGAUUUCCCACAGGAAGAAAAGGAGAAAUGUUGGGAGAACGCAAAGAUUGUCCAUGGGAUGAACAAAGAUAGAUGGCGCCUAGAUGUCCAAGGAAACCCGGUUUGUAAGGCCUUAAACCAAGGUUUUCUUGGAUCAUAUUGCUACGAGUUUCAUGCCAUUGAUAAAGACAAGGAACUGACUGCCGAAAACUGUCAGAUUCUGUCUGCCCCUGCAGCCCGAGGGUUGAAGCCAGAUACCUUUACGCAACAAGAUAUGAAGCUUGUUGAAAUAGCUCUCUACAAUGACAGUGAAGAGAAGUGAUGAGGAUCCAGAAGCUAUAACAUGUUGUGCCACUUGAGUUUAUCUAAUCUCUGUGUUGUAUGACUUUUUUAGCCUUAUCUAAUUUAUGCUGUAUGACUUUAGUAGCAUUAUCUAGUCUAUGUUGUACUAUGCGUAUCGUGAACAAAAUGAGAAAAUGAAGAUUGUCUAAUUCAUUUCGAAAAA
Molecule: messenger RNA, 949 nt
Organism: Camelina sativa (false flax)
Lineage: Eukaryota; Viridiplantae; Streptophyta; Magnoliopsida; Brassicales; Brassicaceae
Source: RefSeq, a predicted model, not a curated record